Molecule: messenger RNA, 1236 nt
Organism: Melanaphis sacchari
Lineage: Eukaryota; Metazoa; Arthropoda; Insecta; Hemiptera; Aphididae
Exons: 5
Coding region: 1-1236 (411 amino acids)
Source: RefSeq, a predicted model, not a curated record
AUGCCAAAUAGUGGAAACCUAAAGAAAGACAAUAUAACAAUAUUCUACAGUGGCACUACUAGUGGACGACAUGAAAAUGGAAUAGAGGAAAAAGAUGAAGACAUAAAGGACAAAUUCUAUGAAGAACUAAAAAGGGUAUAUGACACUUUACCGUUGCACUAUAUAAAGAUAGUAGUAGGUGAUAUGAACGCGAAGAAUGCAAUCAUCAGAAGAAACGAAUUGAGGAAAAAAGCACUACAAAAUACAUCAGACGAGUGCUCAAGAGAAUAUGAAGAACAAAGAAAAUUGACAAAUAAAGUGUUAAGGAGAGAAAAACGUCUAAACAAAAAGAAGAAAAUAGAAGAAAUAGAAACCAAUAGAUACAACGCAAAAAAUUUUUUCAAAAUGACCGGGGAAGUAAAAUUUGACUUUAAACCACAAACAAGGAUCUUAGUGGACGACCUCCUGAACCGACCCUCAGUAGGGCAGGGUUUAAAUCCAAGCGAAGACUUCCUAGCAGCUGAAAUAGAUAUAGAGGGUCCCAAAUAUGAAGAAAUUGAGAAUUUGAUUAAGAGACUUAAAAACAACAAAGCCCCAGAAGAAGACAGCAUAGUAGCGAAAUUACUUAAAAAAGGUGGUACAAUGUUGGUGAGCAAAAUCACAGAAAUUAUUAAGACAAUAUGGAAAACUGAGACAAUCCCAGAAGAAUGGAAAGCUGCAAUUAUAUGCCCAAUAUUUAUAAAAGGCAACCCGACUAAAACUGAGAACUAUAGAGGAAUUUCGCUACUAGACUCAUGCUAUAAAAUUCUGACAACACUGAUAUUAGAAAGGUUAAACCCAUAUAUUGAAAAAAUAGUUGGAAAUUACCAAUGCGGGUUUAGGAGAGGAAAAUCCACAACAGACCAUGUUUUCGCGUUAAGACAGAUAAUGUCAAAAUACUACGAAUUUGGAAAGGACCUGCAUCUAGUCUUUGUGGAUUACAAGCAGGCGUAUGAUAGUGUAGACAGAGAAGAGCUUUGGAAAACAUUGAUAAUUUUAGGAAUACCCAAAAAAGACUCUAACGAUGACAAAAGGAUAGAGAUAGGCAAUGAACAAGUUAUGUUAGCUUAUGCAGACGACAUUGUGCUGAUGGGUGAAACCAAAGAGGAAAUCAUCAACUCAACAUAUAAACUCAUAAAUGCAAGUAAAGUAAUGGGAUUACAUGUAAACGAUGGGGAAACUAAGUACAAAGUCGUAUCGAGAAGACCACCAAUAUAG